AUCAUAAUGAUAACUUUACCAACAUUACUGCAAAAUACCUGGGCACUUCUUUACCUGCUCUUCCAAAUCUGCACCCUGUGGCCAUGGGCUAUUAUAAAAUCGUUCUUGCCGAAAAACAAAAAAGACAUCAAUGGAGAGGUCAUGUUUAUUACUGGAGCUGGUAGUGGAAUUGGGCGUGGCAUGUCCAUUAAAUUCGCAGAGCUUGGUGCAACAGUUAUUUGUACUGAUAUCAAUGAGUCGAGCGCUAAAGAAACUGCUAGGCUAGCUAAAGCAAAGGGUGGUAAUGCAUAUAGUUACAAACUAGAUGUUACCGACCGCCAUAAAGUAUACGAACUGGCUGAUGAAAUUCGAGAGGAGAUUGGUGAUGUUACCAUGUUGGUUAACAAUGCAGGAAUUGUGACAGGAAAGCAUUUUAUGAAGUGUCCAGAUGAAUUGAUGAUAAAAACAAUGGAAGUGAACACCAUUUCACAUUUCUGGACAUUAAAAGCCUUCUUAGGACCAAUGAUAAAGAAAAAUCAUGGCCAUGUGAUCACCAUAUCAUCAUCUGCUGGACAUGCUGGAAGUCCUGCUUUGGUUGAUUACUCUGCAUCAAAGUUUGGCGCUGUUGGUCUACACGAGUCAAUUACUGCGGAGUUGCUUGUGGUAGCUGACAAAGUGAAAACAACUAACAUUUGUCCAUAUUUUAUCAAGACAGGAAUGUUUGAUGGAGUAGCAAGCACAUCUCCGUACACUCUACCAUUGAUGGAGCCUGAAGAUGCUGUUAAUCAGAUAGUUGCAAGUGUACUUAACGAUGAGUUGACUGUGUUUGUUCCUGGAAGGCUUAGAUUCUUAAUUGCCACUAAGAACCUUGUUCCAGACAUGUUGAAGAAACCAAUUCUUGACUACUUGUGUCUUGAUAAACAGAUGUCGAAUUUUAUUGGUCGCAACCAAAAGAGUGAAUAAUAUCGUCUGAAGAUAUUUAAUGUGCAGUUGUUUAGGAAAUUUCACUAUAAUUAUUCACUAGUAUCUGUUUUAAAAAUCAUCUGUAGUAAAACAGUAUUUUUAGUGUGCUGAAAAGGAAUUUUUUACGAAUUUCCUAAAAAUAAAGAAGGAUUGGAAAAACAAUAUUUUAGCAAAUUUGAUUAUGAUAUUUUUAAAAUGUGACAGAGAUUCAGAAUAUCAGGGAGUUUUGUAAUUUUUAAAAUUUUGUAUAAUCUUAAAUGAAAAUUUUAUAUGUCUAUGUAA
Messenger RNA from Hydractinia symbiolongicarpus, 1224 nucleotides. Its product is annotated as short-chain dehydrogenase/reductase family 16C member 6-like. The coding region runs from base 7 to 942 and encodes 311 amino acids. The transcript has 6 exons. The record is from RefSeq and is a predicted model, not a curated record. Gene Ontology annotation, molecular function: oxidoreductase activity, acting on the CH-OH group of donors, NAD or NADP as acceptor. Lineage: Eukaryota; Metazoa; Cnidaria; Hydrozoa; Anthoathecata; Hydractiniidae.